Messenger RNA from Arabidopsis thaliana (thale cress), 1196 nucleotides. Its product is annotated as selection/upkeep of intraepithelial T-cells protein, putative (DUF241). Gene Ontology annotation, biological process: shoot system development; root development. The record is from RefSeq and is marked reviewed. Lineage: Eukaryota; Viridiplantae; Streptophyta; Magnoliopsida; Brassicales; Brassicaceae. The transcript has a single exon. The coding region runs from base 284 to 1150 and encodes 288 amino acids.
UAAUCAAAAUAAAGCUUGACGUUGCUCCAUUUAUAACCACAAAGAGAUUAUUAAAUUUAGCAAAAAGGGAUAAUUGUGCAGAUAUCCUCUUUAUAAGGUUUUUUAAACACAUGCCCAAUUUGCUCUUACAUUAAAACCUUUUUAAUUAAAGGGUUAUUUUGGAUUUAUCUGUUAAGUUCUCCUCUAUUAUAUACCUUUGAAGUCUCUGAACCUUUAUAACCCACCAAAACCCAUUUCCAAGUUUAAGGCUUUUUGACUUCUCUGUUUGCUUCAGAGCUUGGAAAUGGCUGAAUCAUCAUCAUCCUCUGUAGCGACUACGCAUGUACCUGCUAGGUCUAUUAGUUUGCCUACAAGACUAAUCCAUCCUAAAGCACAGAGAGUUGAAGAAGAACUGAAAAAGAUUCAAGCUUUAAACUCUUCUUCAUCAGCUUCUUCUCGGAUCCAACUUGGACUUGCCAAGCUCGUUGAGCUCUAUGACUUUGUCAAUGAACAAGUCAUAAGUUCUCCUCAAGGCCAACAAGCUCUUCGCCUUUGUCGCAACAGGAAACUUGUGGAAGACGCUCUUGAUGAAUCCAUCGUGUUACUAGAUGUCUCUGACUUCACAAGAGACUUGAUAGGAACACUCAUGGAGCAUAUUCAAGAACUUCAAUCCGCUUUACGUAGACGCAGAGGAAAUCUCUCUUCCGUUCAGUCCGAGAUCCGAAGUUACAUUAGCUUUCACAAGAAAUCCAAGACCGAAGCAGCGAGACAAGUUAAAUCCCUUGCAAGGAGACAAACAAAGAAAAAAGCUUGGGUUAUCAAACAAUCCGGUGGUCUUGAUGAACAUUCUUCUAUGGUCUCCAAUAUUCUAAGGCAAUCAAACGCAUCGACGAUCUCUAUUUUACAGUCACUCUUGCAGUUUCUUUCUACUUCCGGUGAGAACAACGAGAAGAAAAAUGGUGAAAUUGGAUGUGUAGAUAACUCGAUGAUCCGUUCUUUCUUUGGAAGAAUCAUCGGUAGGAAGAUGGUGAAGGAGAUUGAUGCGCAAACAAUCCUCGGGAGAUUAGCUAUGGUUAAUGUGAGCCUUGAGGCAAUUAAGGAUGAGUUAAGUUACUUAUCUAGACGACUUAUUCAACAUAGAGCGUCUCUCUUGAACAUUGUUACUCUAUAACAAAAAUAAUUUUGUAUAAUUUGUUUUUGUAAAAACCAGGUUUUGU